This is a messenger RNA of Engraulis encrasicolus (European anchovy), 5121 nucleotides long. It is a transcript of the gene rbm15, whose product is annotated as RNA binding motif protein 15. NCBI's taxonomy places the organism in Eukaryota, Metazoa, Chordata, Actinopteri, Clupeiformes, Engraulidae. Gene Ontology annotation, cellular component: nucleus. The transcript has a single exon. Gene Ontology annotation, molecular function: mRNA binding. The record is from RefSeq and is a predicted model, not a curated record. The coding region runs from base 147 to 2771 and encodes 874 amino acids. Gene Ontology annotation, biological process: regulation of alternative mRNA splicing, via spliceosome.
GGGUGGAGCUGCGUAUAGUUUCAAAAUGGCGUUCAGCUAGGACGGCCGUAAUGCAGUGGUAAACAUUUAUUCCUUGUCAAUUCAGAUCUUUAGUAUACGCACGGCACAAAUACAAUCAUUACUACAAGACGUCUUUGCUAUACAAAAUGAAAGGCAAAGAACGUUCGCCAGUUAAAAAGCGGUCACGUCUUCUGGAUGAAUCUCGAGACAGGGGAGGAAGCCACCCAUCAUGCAAGAAAAUGGGAACCCUUUCGGUGUCUGGAAGCAACAACGGCAAUAACUCGAUGAAAGGUAUGAGUUCAACGAGAAGGACUUUACUCGGUGAUAAACGAGAUAGCCGAGAGAUCGACAGCCACGUUUCAAAUCGUUCUGGAAGUAACCACAGCUAUGCUAAUAUCACUGCGGGUGUGAGUAGCAGCAAGAACCACAGCGGCCUCACUUUGGAAGCCACCACUCGCAUUAACUCUCGCGGAGACGCCAGGGCUCUUCCGAGUAACGAAAGUGAGUACAAGACUUUGAAAAUAAGCGAUCUUGGUUCUCAGUUGAGCGACGAAGAGAUAGAGGACGGAUUAUUUCUGGAGUUCAAGAAAUUUGGAGACGUGAGCAUAAAAAUAAGUAGAGUAAACGACGAGCGUGUGGCGUUUGUCAACUUUAGAAGGCCCGAUGACGCCAAGGCUGCAAAACACGCCCGCGGCAAAUUGGUUCUGCAUGACAGGCCACUCAAAAUCGAGGCAGUGUACAUCAACAGGCGGAGGAGCCGCUCGCCAAUAGACAAAGACACUUAUACUGCAGUUCCUGGUCACAGACAUUUGCAUUCUCAGAGACCGCUGUCACCAACUGGCCUGGGCUAUAGAGACUACAGGCUGCAGCAGCUUGCCCUCGGUCGCCUGCCACCUCCGCCACCCCCUCCUCUUCCCAGAGAUUUAGAGAGAGAAAGGGAAUUUUCCUUGUAUGAUGCCAGGACUCGACCGCCCUUUAUCCCAGAAGUUGCUGCUGCUUUCAGGGAGGAGGAUAUCGUGUCGCCAGAGGACGACCAGAGGGCCAACAGGACGUUGUUUCUCGGUAACCUGGACAUAACAGUGACCGAGAGUGACCUGAGGCGGGCUUUUGACAGAUUUGGUGUCAUCACUGAGGUUGACAUCAAGCGCCCUGCACCACGCCAGAACAGUACGUAUGGAUUUCUGAAAUUUGAAAACCUUGACAUGGCUCACCGUGCCAAGCUCAGCAUGUCUGGCAAAGUGGUGGGCCGCAAUUCUAUCAAGAUUGGAUAUGGCAAGGCCACCCCAACGACCAGACUCUGGGUGGGGGGGUUGGGCCCCUGGGUCCCCUUGGCAGCCUUGGCCAGGGAGUUUGACCGCUUUGGCACAAUCAGGACCAUAGACUACAGAAAGGGUGACGCCUGGGCCUACAUCCAGUACGAGAGCCUGGACGCAGCACAGGCCGCCUGCUCCCACAUGCGCGGCUUUCCCCUCGGAGGCCCUGACCGGCGCCUGCGGGUGGACUUCGCAGACACGGAGCACCGAUACCAACAGCAGCAGCAGUACCUGCAGCCUUUGCCCCUUCCGCCACAUUACGACCUUGUGGCAGAGACGUUUGUGCAUCGCGCGGGGCCCGAGGCCCUGCGGGUGAGAGAAAGGACCCCUCCGCCUACGCUUCGCUUCCGCGACACCCCACUGUACCCCCCAGCUGCUGCUGAAUGGCCUGUCCCGGCGGUGCGGGACCGCGCACGGGGCGCUCCCUUCGAGCCUCUGGAGCACCUGGAGCGAGAGAGGCGUCCGCGGGACGCGUGGUCGCUGGAGAGGGAGCGGGAGCUGCAGAACCGCGACCAAGCCAGGAAGCGGCGUCUGCUGGAAGAUGGGCGACACCUGGAGCGAUCACCAGACAGCAGCGAGCGCCUCCGAGGCCGGGGGGGUGGUGGCGGGCGCCACGGCCUCUCCAUGGAGCGCAGUCCAGGCGGCAGCAGCGGCAGGGACGGCGGCCGGUACAGCGACAACGACAGGCUGGCUCGCUCCGACAGGCCCUCACCUGCGGCAGGGGGACGCGAUCGGCGCGGAAGCUUCGACUGUCAGCCCGGCGAAAAACGACUUCGAGCGAUGAGCCCCGUCGAGACCAUCAGCGAAAGGGAGCGCAAGCGCAAAGCCAGCGAGGCCACCAAGAGCCCCGGCAAACGCGAGGAGCGGACAGAGCACCCUUCCUCCACGUCCUCCUCCUCCAGGACUACAGCCCAGUCCAAGCAGGGCUCUGGCGGCCACAAGCUGUCGCUGGCCUGGCACGGGAUGCUGCAGCUCAAGAACAGCAGCUUCCCCACCAGCAUGCACCUGCUGGAGGGGGACCUGGGGGUCUCCAGCCGGCUCCUGGUGGACGGCAACACGGGAGGCCAGGUGAGUCAGCUGAAGAUCACCCAGCGUCUCCGUCUGGACCAGCCCAAGCUGGACGAGGUGUCGCGGCGCAUCAAGGUGGCGGGCCCCGGCGGCUACUCCGUGCUGCUGGCCGUGCCCGGCAGCUCGGGGGAGGGGGAGGAGGGCCCCUGCGACACGGGCAGCUCGACGGAGCGGCCGCUGAGGAACCUGGUGUCCUAUCUCAAGCAGAAACAGGCGGCCGGCGUCAUCAGCCUCCCUGUCGGGGGCAGCAGAGACAAGGACAACGCGGGAGUCCUGCAUGCCUUUCCUCCGUGCGAGUUCUCCCAGCAGUUUCUCGACACUGCUGCUAAAGCCCUGGCCAAAACAGACGAAGACUACCUGGUCAUGAUCAUAGUACGAGGAGCGUCAUAAAAUAGUUAACACUUGUAAGAGAAAAAUAAAUGACUGAAGAAAUAACUUAAAAAAUGGCCUGUAAUGUAUAGAGUGCAGCUGUGUCCUAGAGUAUAGUCUUGAAUGUCAAAGUUAACUUUGCAGUGUCCUGUCACUUGAGUAAAAGGAGAAGUACAUUGCAACACAGUGGUUUCAGCAGUCCAGUGUCUAGGGAAUAAUUCUGGUCUGUAUGCAUGGCUACAUUUUUUUGUACAGAAGACAUUGUAAAUGGUGACUGUACAUCAGAAUAAUGUGCUGAGUAGGUUCUUUUUUCUGACAGUGUAACACUUGGCUAAAAAGGUCUUCAUUGCACAGUUAAGGUUAGAUUAACCCCUCAGACUAAACGUUGUCGUCUGCAGCAGUCAGUGCACCCUUGGCUGCCUUAUCUUCCUAAUGUGCUCAUAGUAACAGUCCUGAGAUGUCAUUUUACUUUACUCUGUCAGUUUGUUUUCAUAUACAUGCUUUUUGUUUCUUAUUUCAGUUAAGUCGGUUGCAAGCAGGUAUUUCCAAAUUGCCACAUCUAGAACCUGACCUUGUAGAUCUGGGUGGCUGGGGAGCUUUGAGAUGAUCAUUUGAUGAAUCCUAAACAGGGUAAAAGGGUUUAUUUGGAACUGUAUUCUUAAUUGUACAUCUAUUGAAGAGUGUUAGGGCUCAAAUCACUUUCAAUCAUUACAAAUUGUCAUGAGAUUUAAAAUAUUUAUUUAAAAAAACAAAAACGAUGUUGAUUCAUCAACUUGAACUAGAAUUUCCGGUGUAAUCACCACAGAGGGUUAAUUUGAUAUUGGGUUUUCAAGAAGAAUUUAUUACAAACCUUUGGUCAAGUGUGUAGAAGAUGUCUAUAUGUGAGUGUGUGUGUUGAGUGUGUGAUCUCACGGCAUCACAAAGUUCCUUCAACUAAUUAUAUCCCGUUAAGAUAAGGCCGCUUCAGAAGAUGGACUUAGCCAUGUUGAAAUUGCUGUAGGUUUUACUUCAAUAAAGUAAUUCAAUUCGUGAAAACAAGACUAGGUAAUUCAAAAAUGUGUUAUUUGGAAGAAUAGAGAAAUGGUUUUGAUUUUUUUUUUUUGAUUACGCUGUAUUUUCUAAGCAUCUUCUUUUAUUGUUUUUUGUUGGUAUUUUUAAAUGUCUUUUUUUAAAAACGUCUUUUAAACAAAUCCUACGUCACAUAGGAUCAUGACCAGUUAAGUAGCAGGCUGAUGAGACUAACUCCCCAAUUGAGCAGCAUUAGUGAAAUUUCUCCUCGUAACAAUCUUGGAUGAAGGUCUUAAGAUUUUUAUUUUAUUUUAUUAUUUUAAUUAGGCAUACAGAGUUCAAACUAAUAUAAGACAACAUAGGACACCAAUGUAAGACAUGCUCUUAUUUUGCCCUUGACAUUUGCUCACUUUAGAUUGUUUUUGAUGCAGAUAACUGAUUAUGUAAAGGGUGAUAAAAGACCUGGCCAUCCAAAAAUUAUAUAUUUUUCCCUGCAGUCAUUUCAUGGUCAUGUAAACCACUGCCAUGUCUUGUUUCCCCACCUAACCUUUUGUUUAAAAAAAGAGAAGUAUAUAUAAAGUGUGUGUGUGCGUUUGUGUGUGUCUACUUGUUGUAUGGACAGUGGACAGUUAGAAGUAUCUUUUUUUGGGAAAAAAAUGAAAGAACACUUCAUUCUGGACAGUCUGAUGCAUUUACGCAGAGAGCAAACUCAAGUUAACAAAUGUCAGUGUGAAUCCUAACUGAAUGGACUGCUCUUGCAUUGUAUAAUUGGUUAUGUCAUCACGACCGUACCCAUGUUCUAAUUGGAAGUUUGCAUUUUGCUCUUAACUGUACAGCUGAUUUCUGGAGAGAGAGAAAGAAAAAAAAUGGAAACCGUCUUUCCAUUUUGCGACUAAAGAAGUAGCUGUUCACAACAAUCACACAAAGAAAAAAAACUGUGCAUCUGGCACUUGCUUGAUUUUGUCUCAGUGUCAAUAAAUUGUUUCUCUUUCGAUGGAAAAUCCGUCUGUUUCUGCUAUGGAAGUGAGUUGAAGACGGCCAUUUUGUGACCUUUUCAUUCAGUUUGGUGUUGCCAAGCCUCCCCCCCCCCUCAUUUCUGUCUGUGACAAAAGGAUGUACGCCCACACAAGACAGACAGAAAAGGAGAGAGUGGAGAAGGGGGGUGGGAAACGCCCGACAACUUUUAUCUGUGUUGACCCUUGUUGCAUGACAUUGCAGCCAUUGCCACUUGUUGCUUCUUCUUCCAGGAAGAGAGAAGUCAGUGUCUUCCAUUGGAGGAGCAACAGUUUGUUUGACCUGUCCUGCACAUUAGGAAGGCAAUUGUGAGUUGUGUGUUUGAACAUGCACAGAUCCAGACAGCCAU